AUGGGAAAAACUAGCGCAAAGGUUUCUGAUAGAGUUGUCUUUGAAGGCGGCGGUGGCAAGGAGUCCUUUUUCGUAUACGUCGAGCCUGAUAUGGUCGAUAAAUGGCGCAAGGACAAGAGUAUCCCUCUUGUAGAGGUUGUUCAAGCUUUCACCAUUUUUGAAGUUGAUAAUGGUGGAAACCAUGGCAUUGCUAUCAAGCCCUCCAAAUCCAGCCUCCACGCUUUUGGCACUGAAGACGAGACCGUGAUCGUCACGCGUAUUCUGAAUGAUGGUCGUCUUGUGCAUGGCCAUCAGGGUCCGGCCAGCUCGAAGGGAUAUGUUCAAGCUAUGAGAUAA
This is a messenger RNA of Batrachochytrium dendrobatidis JAM81, 336 nucleotides long. RefSeq lists its product as uncharacterized. The transcript is spliced from 5 exons. Bases 1 to 336 code for a protein of 111 amino acids. NCBI's taxonomy places the organism in Eukaryota, Fungi, Chytridiomycota, Chytridiomycetes, Rhizophydiales. The record is from RefSeq and is a predicted model, not a curated record.